UUCCGAUCUUGUUGCGAAGCGACGCCAGCAUGGACAGCGUCGACUGGAAGGCGCUCGGACUCACGAUGGACCAGGCGGGGGCGCUCGUCGCGGCCUUCAGCAAGUACGACAAGAUGAAGACGGGCGCGAUCCCAGUCGACGCGCUCGAUGCGCUCAGCGUCGACCUCGGCGAGACGUUUGACGACGAAGAGAUGCGGGUCGCCAAGCAGAGUCUUCAGGACGGCGACGUCAUUCGCCUCGAGGCUUUUCUCAAGUGGUGGGCCCACGACCCAAAGCUCACAUAGAUAGCCUUGUGCAGGCAGCUCAAAUGUCCACACGUACUCAACCUUUGUUAUUCGUAAGCAAGGCAUGCAUGGCGCAGAGCUACUGCCAUCGUCGAUGGCUCUAGUCGAAACAACGUUGGUUGAA
This is a messenger RNA of Saprolegnia diclina VS20, 408 nucleotides long. RefSeq lists its product as hypothetical. NCBI's taxonomy places the organism in Eukaryota, Oomycota, Saprolegniomycetes, Saprolegniales, Saprolegniaceae. Bases 30 to 284 code for a protein of 84 amino acids. The transcript has a single exon. The record is from RefSeq and is a predicted model, not a curated record.